Messenger RNA from Vespa velutina, 3939 nucleotides. Its product is annotated as transcription elongation factor, mitochondrial-like. Gene Ontology annotation, molecular function: DNA polymerase processivity factor activity. Bases 340 to 1380 code for a protein of 346 amino acids. Gene Ontology annotation, biological process: mitochondrial transcription; transcription elongation by mitochondrial RNA polymerase. Gene Ontology annotation, cellular component: mitochondrial nucleoid. Lineage: Eukaryota; Metazoa; Arthropoda; Insecta; Hymenoptera; Vespidae. The transcript is spliced from 6 exons. The record is from RefSeq and is a predicted model, not a curated record.
UACGGAGGCUGAAUCCAACAAUGUGAUAGGUAGAAAGCUUACUUCUAUUGAGAAUCUAUUCAUGAUGUAUUUAUGUAAGUAAAUAGCAAAUUGCGAAUGAUCGCGUAUUUCUAACAGUCGUAAAUGCAACUAUACAUUAUUUUGCAUAUACGAUACAAUACAUGAUUUAUACCGUAUGCUUUGGCAGUGACAGUUGAAAAAAGAUAGCAAAAAUAAUUGUAUGCGUAUAUAAUAUUGUAAUACUGCCUUACAUAGAACAGAGAACAUAAUAUUGCAAACAAGAAUAGAAAUCCUGUUAUGGAAAGUGUGUGUGGUCAAUCUUAAGUACAAAAACUGGAUAUGCUUAGACAAUAUACAAAUUGUAAUUUAUCUGUAAAACAAAUUCGAUUUGUAUUAUAUCCUUAUAGUAGACUGAUGCACUCUAAUAGAAGCAAUAAGAAUGAAUUACACGAUAAUUAUGCCUAUAAUAAUUAUAUUUUGAAAAUAUUAAAUGAUGAAACAAUUGAUUAUUUUAAAAGGUAUCGGAUCCCUCAAUCGCUUGCAAUUAAAUUGCACUUAUAUCGUGAUAAAUAUGGUUCAUAUAAAUCAUUAAAAGAUAUAUUAGAAGUACAAGAUAUGACAAAAGAAUUAUUAAAUAUAUUUAUACAAUCAAUUAUUAAUGAUAAGCAGUUUAAAAUAAUGUGCAAUUUUAAAAAAUCAAUUAUUUUGCCUUUGGCAGAUAUCCCACAAGAUCAAAUAUCUACUAUAUUGGGAAUUCAUAUAGGAACAAAUAUUAUUAGUUGGACAUUACUUGAAUCUAAAGAAAAUGUAUUGGACUGGAAUUAUGAAAAUUUUUUACAAAUUCCAAAAAAUGAUGAUACUUUCGAACUAUUUAAUUUGGCUUGGAAAUUGAAGUUUAAAAUUCCUAAGGCUGAUGUUUAUGUAAUGGAUGAAUUGAAUUUCAAUUACAACAUGUCGAAAUCUGUAAAGUAUAUACGAACAUUUUUACAGAAAGAAAAAUUGAAAGCAAUGAUUUUAGCUUUCUUAUCAGAAAAAAAUUUAUCAAAGGUUUUUAUGUUGAAAUUAGAAAAUAACGAAAUUUCAUCACUCCCAAAGAAUGUUUACCUCCUGAAACAUGAGAAACUUGUGAAACUGUUUGACCUUUAUAUAGGUAACGAAAUAAUAUCUUCUAAAAAUGUAAUUAAUAGAUUAUUAUGUGAAGAAGAUUGCAUAAAUAAUAAAGAAAAAGAUCCUGUUGGUGUAUAUAUACAGAGGGACAUAAUGCAUAGAUAUAACAACCAAGUAGAUUACAUAAAAGAUCAAAUGAAUUGGUCUUUAUUGAUUGCUUUAACGUUCUUACAAUUAGGUGUUCUUGGAAAAUAUGAUUAUGACUUUGUUUAAGAUUGUGAAAAUGGCAAAAAAUUAAAGAAGUAUUCCAUUCCAUAACUUUUCUUUUCUAUUUCGAAUCGUUUUAUUUUAUUGUAAUACUGAUAUGUAUGCAGCAAUUAUACAUGCAUAUGACAUGUAAAGUUUUCAGAUACUGGAAAGAACUAAAAAUAAUUAUUAAGUAUGAAAAAUAAAAAGCAGAGUAUUAAAUACGUAUACAAUAAAACACAAAAGGUCCAUAAGUAAAAUAGAAGAUGCUGUGAUAGCAUAUUGGUCAAUAUUUUACUAUUAUAGUUCCACAAAUUGAGCAUCUGCAACAUUAUUAUUACUUACAUAGUUCAGAAUCAUGAUACAAAAAAAUUGUAUAUAUUAAUUAUCUAUAAAAAAUUAUCAGCAUAAAUAUAAAGUUUUAUGUAAAAACAUGUUAAAGAAAAUAAGACUGAUCUAUAAGGAUCUAAUUAAAAAAAUUUCAUUUCAACCUGGAUUACUGUAAACAAUGUGACAGCUAUACUAUGCUAUCUGAUUAUUAUUUCAUUUUUGUCCAUUCAAUAAUAUAUAUAUUCUUGGAUUCUACUUACGUCAUUAUCCAUUGAUUUAUCAUAUUGACGAAAACAUGAGAAGUUUGCUCAUUCAGUAGACACAUAAGCAUAUUCUUGAGAUUCACAUCUUUUUGAUAUUAGUAUAAUAUCAAAAAUUAUUAUGUUAUAUAAUAAAUUUUCGAGAGAUACCUUUUUGCAAAGUAAAAGAAAUUGAAAUUAGUAUAUUAAUUGCUGAAAAUCCUGAGCUAAAAAUUCAUUAACUUAUCAUCUAGGUCUACGGACUGUGACUCUACAAGUCUCUUUAUUUUUUAGCGAAUACUUUAUUCGACUUUUCUCUUUCAAAAGCAAUAAUUCUAUUGAGACUUCUCUUUUAUAAAUUCAAAUUGAUUAAAUAUUUAAGUGAUAGUUAUUUAAAAAUGUAAAGCAAACUCUCAGACGUUCCUUCUUACAAAUGAGUAUUUUAAUUAUUAUUAGAAAAUCAUGCAAAGUUUCGUUUGUAAUCCAGAGACUAUUCAUUGCGAAUGUUUUCUUGCUCAUUAUUUAUUAGAAUUCAUUAAUAUCGAUUUUUUACUAUUUUCGCGCGAGAAAAAUAUGUAACAAUAAAAUAAAAUAUUCGAAAUUUAAAAUAAUUAUAAUUAACGCGUUUGAACAAGAAUAUCAUUCAAGAAGUUUGUACAAGAAAUCAUUCACGGAUAAAUCUCCAGAGAAAUUUACUCGUGGUCACUCAAUGCUCUUCUAUUAAUUAAUUAAAGCCAAUCACUCGUGCCGAUUCAGAUCUUUCAUCCUCAACACGAUUGAGUGAUCGGAGGGACUUAAAAAUUCACUUACUACUUAAGAAGUUCUGCGAUGGCUCCAAAACACUCAUCCAGGAUUUAAGUGGAUCGAAAUUAGGGAUGGAUGGUUGAAAAUAAGAUAGCUGGUUGAAAAUGAGAUAGGUCGACAUCAAAGUUGAUCGAGAUCCUCUUGAAUGAUGCACUGUCUCUAAUUUGCGGUAGUUAUUUAUUAACGGACGAUCAUUGAAUUUAUUUCACGUAACUCUACUAUCUUUUAUAAAUACAGUCUGUGCGACUGUUAAAAAAGCAAAAUAAUUUACAAACAAACACUGACUCUAAUGACUGCAUUACGCGCAGUCGAUGCAAAACUACUUGUUGUUUAAAUUGCGAAACGCGGAUGAACAAACACUGCUUUUACUUCGCGAACUUUUUAUUUUAGCGGAACAAACAAUCGAUUACUUCAUUGUUACGCGCGCAAUUGCUGGAAUAGAAAAAUGCAAAGAAAGUUAUUAAUAUCAUUCUUAUAACAAGAAAGUAUAUGAAUUAUUUAAGAAAUAUAUGAUAUAGAAAUAUACUUCCUUUAUCUAUGAGAUGAUUAAAUGAUGAUACGGAAAUAGUGUAUUUCGACGUUUACUCCUCGGAGUACGAAAGGAAACUGACCUUGUCGCUCUCAUGAUUCUUCUAAUGUUUAUUUUUGUUGACAUUAAACUAUCGACACAUGUUGAAAGAAAAUUAUUCUAAGUCCAAUGCGUCUUAAAGGCUAUGUUCAACAUUUAAUUCUAUUUAAAUAUUCAAUUAUAUUUUUACUAUAUUUAAUGCGUGUUUCGAGCUACAUAAUGUUUAAAUGAACGUGCUAUUGUUUAAAUAUUAUUUAAUUAUAAUCCGUGUACGUUUUAAAUUGUUUAAAUAAUACUAAAAUUAUCAAAAUUGUGAUUUAUUUAAGUUUAACUGGAAAGUUGGAUGGGAAGAGAGAAUUUCGAUGGUUACUCUUUGGAAGGCAAAAUAAAACAGUUUCGAUAAUCAUCAAAAUCAAUCUGUCGUUCGUUUUUAACGAUAUUACAGCCAACAAUUCCGAGAUUAAAAUUAAUGUGAAUUUAAUAAUAAGUUAAAAUUAUUGUAUGCUUUACGCGUGUUACGAACAAUGUAAUUGUUCAAAUAUAAUUAGACAAAUGUAUUAUUAUUUAAAUAUUAAUAUAUUAUGUUCCAUAUUUAUUAUACAUUGUUUAAAUAAUUAUAAAAUUAUCGAAAGUAUAAAUUAUUUA